Rhineura floridana is the source of this 860-nucleotide messenger RNA. RefSeq names its product small nuclear ribonucleoprotein D2 polypeptide (gene SNRPD2). Bases 226 to 552 code for a protein of 108 amino acids. Lineage: Eukaryota; Metazoa; Chordata; Lepidosauria; Squamata; Rhineuridae. Gene Ontology annotation, cellular component: U1 snRNP; catalytic step 2 spliceosome; precatalytic spliceosome. The transcript is spliced from 3 exons. The record is from RefSeq and is a predicted model, not a curated record. Gene Ontology annotation, molecular function: RNA binding. Gene Ontology annotation, biological process: RNA splicing; spliceosomal snRNP assembly.
AGAGCGAAUCGGCUUGGAAGUGCUAGAACGGCGCGCGCGGGCACGCGACCCGGGUAACUCGGAAGCGGAAGUUCGGGGAAGGUGCGCCUCGCAGGCCUCAACGGAGUAGCUGCCCACGCGAGUAGACGGUGACCCAAAAGAUAACGGCGUGGUCAUGUGAGGAGGCGAAAGAGGCUGAGCUCGGGGCAGGCGAGCCGGAGCCUUUUAAACAAACCCAAGAGUGAGAUGACACCAGAGGAGCUGCAGAAGCGGGAGGAGGAAGAGUUCAACACAGGGCCCCUUUCUGUGCUCACGCAGUCUGUCAAAAACAAUACACAGGUGCUGAUCAACUGUCGCAACAACAAGAAGCUCCUUGGACGCGUCAAGGCCUUUGACAGGCACUGCAACAUGGUAUUGGAAAAUGUUAAGGAGAUGUGGACGGAGGUGCCCAAGAGUGGGAAAGGCAAGAAGAAAUCCAAGCCUGUCAACAAGGACCGCUACAUCUCUAAGAUGUUCCUGCGUGGAGAUUCAGUCAUUGUGGUGCUAAGGAACCCCCUAAUUGCUGGCAAGUAAUGAGUUGUUGGAAGGUUGUGGAUGCUUAUGAGCUUGGUCCAAACAAGAUGCUGUCCUUCGGGUAACAACCAAGAGACUGAUAUAGUUUGCAGAUGGCUUUAGCCAGUAGCAUCUCUUUGUCACCUGCCUCCUCUUCAGAUAAUUCUUGUGCCACAAAGUUUUGGUUUCCUGAUGAAGAGAGGUUGUAGAAGGCUUCUUGUUUGUCAUAGAGCUGGCUGUUGGAUUUCCUACUCCCAAACUAAUUUGGGUAUGUUCUUGUAUGUGACCUGAUUACCUUUUCUUUUUGUAAUAAACAGUUUGUUACAUUU